This is a messenger RNA of Dendroctonus ponderosae (mountain pine beetle), 769 nucleotides long. RefSeq lists its product as uncharacterized. The record is from RefSeq and is a predicted model, not a curated record. Bases 30 to 713 code for a protein of 227 amino acids. The transcript is spliced from 4 exons. NCBI's taxonomy places the organism in Eukaryota, Metazoa, Arthropoda, Insecta, Coleoptera, Curculionidae.
AAUGGCAUUCAGUCGCUGGUGCCAGAAAAAUGGGUAGGUUAACUGUUCUAGUGAUCGUUUUCGUUACUUGGCAAAGCCAUGUGUCGGCUGAAAGUUCAGACUUUUCAGAAAUUAAGGAGUUUUUACAGGUGGGCGGAGGUGUGAAUAUCACACAAAUCAGCCAAGCGCGGGAUGGUAGAAACUUGGGAAAUUCCAUCGAAGAUGCGACGGAAAAUUUCAUGAAAUCCAAUGAAGUAGCCAUGGAACUUCCUUUUGGAACAACCGUAACAGUUAGUGGUAGAAAUUUUGAUAAUGAAGAAGUAGACCUAAAGUUGCGGCUUGGAUCAGGAAAUGAAGUGCAAGCUCGUAAGAAGUCCAAAGUCAAGAAGAUUUUGGCUCCCAUCCUGAUAGUUUUGCUCUUGAAAGCUAUUACACUAAUUCCGCUAGCUCUGGGUAUUCUGGGAAUCAAGACUUGGAAUGCUUUGCAGCUAUCGUUUGUAUCAUUUGUCACCUCUAUAGUUCUAGCAGUAUGGAAGUUAUGUGCUAAGUUCUCCGAUCAUCAUCAAGCCCCGCAUAUUGUGCAUGAAUCUGUGCACGAUGUUCACGUUCCUCACGUCUACCAUGAAAGCCAUCAUGACCACCAUCAUGAUCCAUGGGAUCAUCAUUAUCAUCGCUCGGAUGACAGCCCACAACAGUUGGCUUACAACGGAUAUGUUCCAGAAAGUAAAAUGUAAUUUAUUAACUUAUUUAUUGUCAAAUGUCUAAUAAAGUUGGAGAUUUUUAUAAAUUG